GCAAUUUUACACGUUUCGACGAACAUAGGACUUUAACAAAAAACACAAAACAAGAAAAAAAAAUCCAGCUUCUUUCUUCAGUUGUUCACUGAACAGAGCUAACGAACAGCACACAACAGAAUCAGAAUGACGUCGAAGAGAGAAGAGAAGAUGAAGAAGAUGUUUGGGAAGCCAUCGGCUGAGUCGGAGGACUACGCGGCGGUGCGUGAGCUCUUCAGGCACCACAUAGAGUCAUUCGAUCACUUUGUCACUGCUGGUCUUGAGACUAUGCUCAAUAAAAUCAAGCCCAUCGAAGUCGUCGACUCUUCCACCGGAACAAGCCUAGCAAUUUGGUUUGGCAAACCUUUUUUAUUCCCACCUCAAAAGGAAGAAUCAAAAACUGCCCGUGGAAAGCUGCUUCCUUUCGAAUGUAGACAGGCUAAACUUUCCUACACAGGGAAAUUCAUGGCAGAUGUUUACUUUAAGUAUAAUGAUGGACCCGCAAUAAGAGAGAAUUUCAAUUUUGGGCAGCUUCCCAUCAUGCUAAUGUCAAAGCUUUGCCACUUAAGAGGUGCUAAUCCUGAAAAGCUAGUUUCUUGCAAAGAAGAGUCAUCAGAAAUGGGUGGUUACUUCGUGUUAAAUGGGCUCGAGAGAGUUGUUCGGCUUGUCAUAUUGCCAAAGCGGAAUUAUCCAACGAGUAUGGUGCGAAAUUCAUUUCGUGAUCGAAAGGAAGGAUAUACUGAUAAGGCAGUUGUAAUAAGGUGUGCAAGAGAAGAUCAAUCUUCAGUAACAGUCAAAUUGUACUACCUUCGUAAUGAUAGCGCAAGACUUGGAUUUUGGAUACAAGGGAGGGAAUACUUGCUUCCUGUGGGUCUUGUCUUAAAGGCUCUUAUUGACACUACUGAUCACGAAAUUUAUAAAAAUUUGACAUGUUGCUAUGUUGAGAAAGAUGAGAGUUGCGAUGUCAAGAAAUAUGAGAAAGGAAAGGGUAAUGUUGGCACUCAGCUUGUGGGUGAGCGGGCACACAUUAUUCUAGAUGAAGUGAGAGACUUUAUCACUCGCCGUCAAUGUCUAGAGCACAUUGGAGGGCACUUCCGACCUCUUAUGCGUGGACUGGAGGAUGAAAGUGAUCUUUCUGUGGUUGGAGAAGCUGUUCUAGAGGACUACAUAUUUGUUCACCUUGAUAAAGGGUUUGACAAAUUCAAUCUGCUCAUAUUUAUGGUGCAGAAGCUUUUUUCUCUUAUGGAUCAGACAUCCUUGCCAGACAAUCCAGAUGCCUUGCAAAAUCAUGAAGUCUUACUCCCUGGUCACUUGAUUACCAUAUAUCUCAAGGAAAAACUAGAAGAUUGGUUGCAAAGGGCCAAAAAACUUCUUCAAGAUCAGAUCAACAACAAAAGCAAGACUUUUGAUUUUUGCAGCUUAGUAAAUGUAAAGAAGGUUUUGGAUAAAAAUCCUUCAAAGCACAUUAGUUUAGCUGUUGAAAAUAUGUUGAAAACCGGAAGGCUUGUUACACAAUCAGGUCUAGAUUUGCAGCAGAGGGCAGGCUUAACGGUUCAGGCAGAGAGGCUUAAUUAUUUGCGUUACUUAUCUCAUUUUCGUGCCGUCCAUCGAGGAGCUUCAUUUGCUGGACUUCGCACCACAAGCGUCCGGAAAUUGCUACCUGAAUCUUGGGGUUUUCUUUGCCCGGUGCAUACACCUGAUGGAGAGCCGUGUGGCUUGUUGAACCAUAUGACUUCCACUUGUAGAAUUACAUCCUACUUUGAUGCACAAGGAAAUAUUAGAAACUUCUUGCAUAUCCGAGAGUCUAUUCUCACUGUUCUGAGUGAGCUUCAAAUGAUAUCUUCAGUGCCAAAGCUGGUUCAAGCUGGUCCUCCUGCAAAUCUUUCUGUUCUUUUAGAUGGCUGUGUUGUUGGUUCUAUAUCUUCCAAAGUAGUUGAGAAAGUUGUGGCUCAGUUAAGGAGGCUGAAAGUGUCAGCUUCUUCAGUGAUUCCUGAUGAUCUGGAAGUGGGAUAUGUACCUUUAAGCUCGCGUGGGGCAUAUCCUGGUCUGUACCUUUUCACUUCUCCUUCUAGAUUUGUUCGGCCAGUUAAGAAUAUUUCAAUUCCUUCUGAUGAAGGUCAAAAUAUUGAACUUAUUGGGCCCUUUGAACAGGUUUUCAUGGAAAUAAGAUGUCCUGACGGUCGAGAUGGUGGAAGGAAAGAUGCUUUCCCUGCAACUCAUGAAGAAAUUCAUCCAACAGGAAUGCUCAGUGUCGUCGCUAGUCUUACACCUUGGUCAGAUCAUAAUCAGAGCCCACGAAAUAUGUACCAGUGUCAGAUGGCAAAACAAACAAUGGCCUUCUCUUUACAAGCACUUUGCAAUCGUGCAGAUCAAAAGCUGUAUCAUCUUAAGACUCCUCAGUCUCCCAUUGUUCGUACAAGUGCAUAUAAGAAGUACUGCAUUGAUGAAUAUCCAACAGGCACAAAUGCAAUCGUUGCUGUACUGUCAUAUACUGGGUAUGAUAUGGAGGAUGCCAUGAUUUUAAACAAGUCAUCUGUGGAUCGUGGAAUGUUUCAUGGACUAAUUUAUCAGACAGAAACAAUUGACUUGUCUGAUCAAAAGAGCAGGUCAGAUAGAUCACGGAAAUUUUUUAGGAGAAGUAACAUCAAUAAGAAUUCCUCGAUCGAUUCAGAUGGUCUUCCUUAUGUUGGUCAGACAAUAAAAUCCAAUGAAGAAUUGUAUAGCAUUCAUAAUGAGGUGACAAAUGAGUCAAGAUCCAUCAAACACAAAGGUUCAGAGCCUGUUAUCGUUGACUAUGUUGCUAUUGAUGGGAAGAAGCUUCUUCAGAAGGCGAGCAUACGCUUUCGACACCCUAGAAACCCUAUCAUUGGUGAUAAAUUUAGCAGCCGACAUGGACAAAAGGGUGUUUGCUCCCAGUUGUGGCCUGAUGUUGAUAUGCCAUUUUCUGGGGUUACAGGAAUGCGUCCAGAUCUUAUCAUCAAUCCACAUGCAUUCCCCUCAAGGAUGACAAUAGCAAUGCUCUUGGAAUCAGUCGCUGCAAAGGGAGGUAGCUUACAUGGAAAAUAUGUUGAUGCAACACCAUUUGCUAAUUCAAAGAAUGUUAAUGAAGAGACUCCACCACAAUCGAAAACACUUGUUGAUGAACUUGGUGAAAUGUUAAAGGUUAAAGGGUUUAACUACCAUGGUACAGAGGUAAUGUACAGCGGGGUCUAUGGGACAGAACUCACAUGUGAGAUCUUUAUGGGUCCUGUUUAUUAUCAACGCCUACGACAUAUGGUUUCAGACAAAUAUCAGGUUCGUUCCACUGGAACGAUAGACCAGAUCACCCACCAGCCUAUCAAGGGACGAAAAAGAGGUGGUGGUAUACGUUUUGGUGAAAUGGAGCGAGACUCUAUGCUUGCCCAUGGGGCAGCAUAUCUGUUGCACGACAGGCUUCAUACGUGUUCCGAUUAUCACAUUGCUGAUGUAUGUUCUAUUUGUGGAAGCAUCCUAACGACCUCAUUCGUCAAGCCAGAAAGACGGGUUGGACGUGCGGUUAAGGGACUGCCGCCCAUAAGAGCCUCAAAGAAGGUCAUUUGCCAUGCUUGUCAGACGAGUAGAGGGAUGGAGACUGUUGCAAUGCCUUAUGUCUUCAAAUAUUUAGCAGCUGAGUUAGCAGCUAUGAACAUAAAAUUGACCCUCCAGCUAAAUAAUGCAGCGUGAGCUUGACCUCAUGUUCCUCAAACGAGGAUGUUCAAUUGAUGAAAUGAUAUAGCGGCCGAGACUCUUGCACAAUCUGUAGGUAAUGGAGAGCUGAAAAGCUGUUUAGAUAUGGUUACAUAAAUGAUACGAGAAUGUUGGGGAGUGGGGGAGGCUGCUUAUAUGUAUUUAUAAAUGGCCAAGAGGGUUUUGGCUCUCUCUUCAUCAUUCUUAUGUACACUGAGAUGAGUAAAUCUUAAAAUUUUUUG
Prunus mume (Japanese apricot) is the source of this 3926-nucleotide messenger RNA. It is a transcript of the gene NRPA2, whose product is annotated as nuclear RNA polymerase A2. Lineage: Eukaryota; Viridiplantae; Streptophyta; Magnoliopsida; Rosales; Rosaceae. Gene Ontology annotation, molecular function: DNA-directed RNA polymerase activity; DNA binding; ribonucleoside binding. The record is from RefSeq and is a predicted model, not a curated record. Gene Ontology annotation, cellular component: nucleus. Gene Ontology annotation, biological process: DNA-templated transcription.